Molecule: messenger RNA, 3414 nt
Organism: Equus caballus (horse)
Lineage: Eukaryota; Metazoa; Chordata; Mammalia; Perissodactyla; Equidae
Gene: FYTTD1
Product: forty-two-three domain containing 1
Biological process (GO): mRNA export from nucleus
Cellular component (GO): nuclear speck
Molecular function (GO): mRNA binding
Source: RefSeq, a predicted model, not a curated record
GCCGCCAGCACGCGUGCGCGCUCCGUCGGUGCGGCGAGCCUGCGUGCGUGAGUGGGAGGUGGCAGGCCUCAGCCUCUGGCCUUCACGGCUGUCGGUCCCGGCGCGACGUCUCGAGUCAUGAACCGGUUUGGUACCCGGUUAGUGGGAGCCACGGCUACCCCGUCGGCGCCACCGAAAGCCCGCAGCAAUGAAAACCUCGACAAAAUUGAUAUGUCUUUGGAUGAUAUCAUCAAAUUGAAUCGAAAGGAAGGAAAGAAGCAGAAUUUUCCGAGACUAAAUAGAAGACUCCAGCAAAGUGGUGCCCGGCAAUUCAGGAUGAGAGUACGAUGGGGAAUCCAACAGAAUUCUGGUUUUGGUAAGAAUAGUCUGAGCCGUCGAGGAAGAGUAAUACCUGGAAAGAGACGUCCUUAUGCAGUUAUCACUGGCCUUGCAGCCAGAAAAGCAUCUGGAAUUCGAAAAGGAAUUAGUCCUAUGAAUCGACCACCUCUAAGUGACAAGAAUAUAGAACGAUAUUUUCCAGCAUUAAAAAGGAAGACAAACCUUCUGAGACAAAAUGAAGUGCAGAGAAAACCAGUUGCAGUUCUCAAGAGACCUAACCAGUUAAAUAGAAAAAAUAAUAUUCCAGCCAAUUUUACUAGGAGUGGAAAUAAAUUAAGUCAUCAGAAAGACACUCGCCAGGCAACUUUUCUUUUCAGAAGAGGCCUGAAGGUUCAGGCCCAGUUGAACACAGAACAACUGCUAGACGAUGUAGUAGCAAAGAGAACUCGUCAAUGGCGGACUUCCACUACAAAUGGAGGAAUUUUGACUGUAUCCAUUGACAAUCCUGGAGCAGUGCAGUGCCCAGUAACCCAGAAACCACGAUUAACUCGUACUGCUGUACCCUCAUUCUUGACAAAACGGGAGCAAUCUGAUAUAAAAAAAGUUCCUAAAGGUGUCCCUUUACAAUUUGACAUAAAUAGUGUUGGAAAACAGACAGGGAUGACUUUGAACGAGCGAUUUGGGAUCCUGAAGGAACAAAGAGCCACUCUCACGUUCAACAAAGGAGGAAGCCGCUUUGUAACUGUGGGAUAGAUCCCAUGUCAAAGGGACGUUGGAGUGAUGACUCUGUUUUAAAAGUUGAAUUGCUUGAAGAGUUCGUCACAGAAAUUCAAGAAACUUUAUUUCAAAAUAUUCACAAGGCUAAAUAACUCCUAUUUUUAUUUUUGAAGUUUUUUUUUUUUUUAAUGUAUAAAUAAUGCCCUGGAAGAAUAACAGGGAAUAUACCUAUCUGUUCUUAAAGAUUUCAUGGUUGGCUCAGACAGAACAAUUCUCUAUUUGACUUCUUUGGUUCCUCAUGCAGCAGAAAGAAGACAGAGAGAUAGAAAUUGAUUAUUUUUAUGAUAGUGGUAUUUAGGAUCUCAUUGCCUUUGCCCAUUUUUUACACUUUGCCAUGGUAAAUCUUGAUCUUCAGAAAUAUUAAUAGGUCCCUUUGUUGCUGUCACUUAUCUUUUAUAGUGCUGAUGUAAUAAGUGUGGUUGACUUUUCUUCCUUAGAGGUGUAAAAAAAUUUAUUAGAAUUGCAGUUUUGGGUUUUAAGGUUUAUGGGAAUAUCUAGAACUUGGUUCAUUUUUCAGGUAACAUUAGGUUAAUCCUCCAGAGUUGUAAAUCUUUAAUACUGAACUUUUAACAAGAAAUGUGACUCUAGGCGUUAGUCUCAGUUUAAAAUGUUGGUGUGUAAAAGGCUAUAAAUGUGUUUACAAAGUUAUUUGAUAGAGCAUUGGAGGAGAAGGUCCGAUGUAAAAGCUGACAAUUUGUGUUUAGUAAAUGAAGAAAGUAUGAGAGGGAGUAGCAGGUUGAAUACAGGUAACUGAGGUGAAAAACUUUGAAACACAGGUUAUAAGUAUACUGUUUGGAUUUAGUGUAGUCUUAAAUCUAGUGUCCACAGAGAAUUCUUCAAAUAAUAUUUAGAAGAAUUAUAAUUAUUAAAAUGGAUUGAGCCCCUUAGAUAUUUUGAUAGUAAAAUUAAUAGCCAUAAAGUCCUAGACUUUCUUAUUUGAAAAGUUAAGUUUUAUAAGCUUUUGAGCUUGCUAAGUUAAAUAAUAUACAGCUCCAAAAAUGAAAAUAUGCUUGUACACAUCACAAAGAAAAAAACUGCAAAAUGAUGAUAGAGUUACAUUGUAACAUUGUUUUGUCCCUUUCACUCUGAUUUCUUGUAUAAAAUUCAGGCAUUUAUGAUGAGAAAAGGGUUUUCCCCCCCACACUCUGGAGUGGUAGGAGGAGUUAGUCUGUUGUGCCAAGUUAGUGUUGAGUCCUCAGAUGGUUGUAUACUAUAAGUUAUGGUAUAAUGCCAAAAUGCAGCAAAAUAUUCCAGUUACAAGUUUGGUCAUUUUGAAGCUUAACCUUUUGGUUUGCUAUAAUGUUAAAACCUCUAAAUAGCUGUUAGUUUCCCUAGAGUGUAUUAUUAGUGUUGAUUUUCCCUGUAAAAAAAAACAAAGCAUUAAGUUAUCACUCCUGCCUGCCUUGCAUUGUAUGCUAGACUUUAUUGUUGUCUCUCUUCCUCCUUGGGUUACUUGGUUUAUGCUAGCCACGGAAAGCUAUCAAUAACAGUUUCAUGCUUAUACCAAAGAAUUAAAUCUGAUCCUUAAUAUCUGGUAUUUUGCCAGUCAGUCUACUGAUAAGGGAUUAUUGGAAGCCAGUCAUACAAUUUGAAAAUAAACUCUAGUCUCUCCUUAGGCCAAGGACUCAUUGCGAAACUUUUUUGCAAAUAUAAAUGCUUAGAUUUGAUCCAUGAACAGUAAGUUUUAGACUGGUUUAGAAUUACUGGUAGCUUAUUUUAAAGCAAAGGAAAAACAACUGAGCACGAGUUUGCUGUCUUUAGAACAGUUUGUGAAAAUAUGGUAUAAAGUUUUCAUUUUCUUAUUUUAAAUAUUAUUGUAUAGAGCUAUUAUUAAUGCCUUUUUUUGAAAACUUUAAAAAUUGCCCCAAAUAUUGACAUUAAGUGCAUCAAACAACAGAGUGUCUUUGGUAUAUUAAACUUUUGCUCUUCAUGCAUCUGUCAUUUCAUUUUCUUUUUAAAUAUAAAAUUUUGCCUUUGUUACAACUAAAUUAAAAUUCUUGAGUGCUAACAUGUUGUAUAUAGACAAAAGAAUAUGCUUUGUUGGAGGAAAAUUUCCUUUCUUGGAAUGUGGUUGUAGUCAUCCUUUUUCAGUUCUUAAAGUUUUUUUUUAAAAACAGGAUGCAACUUAAAAUUUCCUUUGCAUCAAGGUGUAUGCAAAACAUUGAUGCAGUGCAUCACAAAAUGAACGUUUGUAUUUAAUGAGGAGAUGCUUUACACUGUACUUUUUGGUGUUUUUUGGAAAAGUUACAUUUAGAUCUAUUCUGAAGCUGUCCAUUUUUAACAAAUAAAAUGUUACAGGUCUCACAUGAUUUAUUCUUA